This is a messenger RNA of Lycium ferocissimum, 2323 nucleotides long. Its product is annotated as protein TIC 62, chloroplastic. The transcript is spliced from 15 exons. Bases 135 to 2057 code for a protein of 640 amino acids. The record is from RefSeq and is a predicted model, not a curated record. Lineage: Eukaryota; Viridiplantae; Streptophyta; Magnoliopsida; Solanales; Solanaceae.
CUAUGUGGUCAGUAUCUCCUGGCUUUUCCACUGAGGGACCUUCACAUCCACAUGGCUUGUACAUGCCAACUCCUUAAACACACAACAAUUACAACUCUUCCCUUUCUCUCUACUGAUUUCAGUUUGCAAGAACAAUGGAGCUUCACUGCUUGCAGUCACUCAUCACCAGUAAAGUACCUCGAAGUGGGUUAGCAGAAAAGCCAUUUUUGUGUGGCCAACCUGUUACAUUGAUUCAGUCUAGUAGUACUAAGAGAUGCCUAAAUUCCAGGAAUAUCAAGUCUCUUCGUGGCAGAGCUCAAACUUCAGCAAAAGCUAGCUCAUUGGAACCUCGAGGAACUGCAAAAGAUGUCAAAACAAAAGAUGGGAAUCUUGUUUUUGUUGCCGGUGCAACCGGUAAAGUUGGUUCUCGGACUGUAAGGGAGCUUUUGAAAUUAGGCUUUAAAGUUCGAGCGGGAGUUCGAAGUACUCAAAGAGCACAACCGCUUAUCAAAAGUGUUGAGCAGAUAAAACUUGAGAAUGCUGCAGAUGGUGGAGCAAAAGCUAUAGAGAAGCUUGAAAUUGUGGAAUGCGAUUUGGAAAAAAGUGAACAGAUUAGGCCUGCACUCGGCGACGCAUCGAUUGUUAUAUGUUGCAUUGGUGCCAGUGAAAAGGAGAUCUUCGAUGUUACUGGACCAUAUCGAAUUGAUUACCAGGCCACUAAGAACCUUAUUGAUGCAGCAACCGUCGCAAAAGUUGACCACUUUAUCUUGCUCACAUCUUUGGGAACAAAUAAGGUCGGGUUUCCUGCAGCCAUUCUCAAUUUGUUUUGGGGAGUCCUCAUUUGGAAAAGGCAAGCAGAAGAGGCACUGCUUGCAAGUGGGCUUCCUUAUACUAUCGUGAGACCUGGAGGAAUGGAACGUCCAACUGAUUCUUACAAAGAAACUCAUAAUAUUACUCUUUCGGAAGAAGAUACAUUAUUUGGUGGUCAAGUGUCAAACCUUCAGGUGGCAGAACUAAUGGCAGUGAUGGCCAAAAACCGUAGCCUUUCAUACUGUAAAGUGGUUGAAGUAAUUGCAGAAACAACUGCACCAUUGACCCCCAUGGAGGACCUCCUUGCAAAAAUUCCUCCCCAACGUGUUGAGGUUUCCCGAACCAAGGAAACUGGUGAUUUACAAAAGCCUGAAACUUCAAACAGUAUUACAUCUGAGGUCCUUGAUACCUCACUCGAGAAAAAACCUGCUGAAACAAAGUUGAAAGCAGCACCACCACUCUCUCCAUAUGCUGCCUAUGAAGAUCUAAAGCCACCAACAUCUCCUACUCCAACCCCAAGCAUAGGCACGGGUUCGACCAAAGAAGGCAAAGCUGGGUCAACAGUGGCAGCAAAUGAUUCACCACCUUCUUCCGAAAUUAGUUCUUCAGAAAGCUCAAUCCCUGACACUGAUAGCAAAACUCAACAGAUAGACAAAAAGAAAGCAACUUCUUCCUCACCUUAUCCAUUUUAUGAAGAUUUAAAGCCACCUACAUCUCCAAGUCCAACACCGAGUGGUCCGAAAGCCUCAAUAUCAGCAGAAACCUCAGCACAACUUGCUGGAGGCAAUGACAUCCCAGCUACCAUUUCUACUGAGAAGGAUCCUUCCCAUACUGUAGCUUAUUGUCUUUCUCCCUAUGCUGUUUAUGAAGAUUUAAAGCCACCUACAUCUCCAAGUCCAACACCGAGUGGUCCGAAAGCUUCAAUAUCAGCAGAAACCUCACCACAACUUUCUGGAGGCAAUGACAUCUCAGCUACCAUUUCCACUGAGAAGGAUCCUUCCCGUAAUGUAGCUUAUUGUCUUUCUCCCUAUGCUGUUUAUGAAGAUUUAAAGCCACCAACCUCGCCAACUCCAACACCAAGUGGUCCAAAAGCCUCAACAACAGCGGAAGUUACAUCACCACUUACUGCAGGCAACGAUGUGGUAACUGAUAGUGCUACCAAUUCUGCCAAGGAGGAUUCGUCAACAAAAUUAGCUUUUUGUCAUUCUCCCUACCCUGCGUAUGAGGACUUCAAGCCUCCAACUUCUCCAACGCCCUCUUUCAAGUAAAUGUGAAGGGCUGGAAUCUUGUUCUAUUUUGCUUCAAGGAAUAAAUAACUAGUUGUAUCUUGGCAAGCCUAUCGCGUAAUACAUCAAUUCAGCAUUACAGUUGGAGCAAAAUUUUGAUGUCUUUAUUUUGUUUGAAAUUUUUGAUGUCUUUAUUUUGUUUGCUCUCUUGUAUUUUAACUUGAUAGUGUCAACUUGCUUUCUGUCGACUGUUAAAUAUAUUAGCAUUCAGAUGCUAUUGUAUAAGAUGACUACAGAUCGAGUCAUGA